Molecule: messenger RNA, 1464 nt
Organism: Aspergillus homomorphus CBS 101889
Lineage: Eukaryota; Fungi; Ascomycota; Eurotiomycetes; Eurotiales; Aspergillaceae
Product: MFS general substrate transporter
Exons: 4
Coding region: 1-1464 (487 amino acids)
Biological process (GO): transmembrane transport
Molecular function (GO): transmembrane transporter activity
Source: RefSeq, a predicted model, not a curated record
AUGGACGACGACAAGGGCACAUCCAACCACAUUGACUAUGCCGAUGAACAGGGUCCGGAGGAUGUCUACGAAGGUAAAGGUGCCGGCCCCCCUAUGGAUCUUCACAAUCCCAAGAACUGGCCGCUGGCUACAAAGAUCACGACCUACAUGACCAUCUGCUGCUUCACCUUCCUCGCCAACGUCAACAGCAGCAACUUCACCGUCGCCACGAAAGCCAUCGUCAGCGAGUUCCACGUUUCCUCCACGGACGCAGGCCACCUAGUGUCGUUGAAUGUCUUCUUCUUUGGCCUGGGAAACCUCGCAUGGGUACCGCUCAUGCGCGUUUUCGGCAAGCGUCCAGUAUAUUUAGCCGCCCUGCUCUGCCUCUCGAUGAUGAACGUCUGGUCAGCCAAAGCAACAGGGUACUCGGAGUUGCUGGGCGCCCGGAUCAUGUCCGGACUUGCCGCUGCAGCCGCCGAUGCGACAGUCCCGGCUGUGGUCGCUGACAUGGUGCUUCCGGAGGGUCGCGGCCACUGGUUGAUGAUCUUUCAUCUGGCCUUGACCUCGGGUUUGUUCGUGGGGCCGUUGAUCAACGCUUAUAUUGUGCAAGAUGCCGGCUGGCGCUGGAUGUGUUGGUUUCUGGCCAUCGCGUCCGGUGUCGUCUGGCUGGUGGGCGUUGUCACGAUCCGCGAAACCACGUAUCUGCCCGCCCGUCAAAAUGCAGCCCAUCGGAAGUCCGAGGCCUCAUAUUGGAGCACACUCUCCUUGAGACAUGGGUACAACCCGGAUGCAUCCUUCCUGCGUACCGUCAAAGCGAUCCUAUCCGCAGCCGCAUACCCGCAACUCCUUUGGUGUGCGUUCACGAUCGGCGUCUCAGUAGGCUGGAACAUCGUCGUGCAACUCACCGCAUCUCACACCUUCACCUCCUCCCCUUACAACUGGCCCGCAGGCGACAUCGGCCUUCUCUCCCUAGCUGGAUUCAUCGGGUCCCUCCUGGCAUUCUAUGUCGGCGGCCGACUCAUCGACCAGAUCUCCACGCGAUACACCCGUCGACGGGGCGGCGAGCGCCAGCCCGAGUAUCGUCUCCCGGCGUUGAUUGUGCCAGGCCUAGUCGGACCAGUCGGGAUUUUGAUUUUCGGGUUGUGCAUCGCCCACCGCACGCACUGGAUGGGCGUGGCGGUGGGAUACGCGAUGCAGGCGUUCGGCGUGGCGGCGAUUUCGAACGUGGCGGUGACAUAUGCAUUGGAUUGUUAUCACCGGAUCGCAGGCGAAGCCUUGGUGAUCAUCUUUGUCAUCCGCAACACGAUUGGCAUGCUGCUCUCGCUGUACGCCAGCGACUGGAUCGCGCGCCAGGGCGUGGCGGUCGUGUUCGGCGAGAUGACGGCGAUCGAGGCCGCUAGUUUGCUCUUGGCGGUGCCCUUGUUCUUCUUUGGGAUGAGGUUACGGGCUGUGACGAGGAGGUAUGGGCCUAAUCGGGGAGAUUGA